AGAAAACCAAAAAAAGAGAACCAAAUAAAACUGCAGCAAGGCUGCGUUACAAACAAAACAAAAAAAGGGCAAAAAAAAAGAAUAAAGGAAAAAAGAAAACAAAAUAAAGUGAGGAAGAGUUCAAUUUGGAGUGUCGUUAAGCCAAAGAAAAGUUAGCAGCCAGCAGCUGCACAUGGUGCGACCGCCGGAAGGGACAGGACUACAGGCCAGGAGCUCCAUCAGUUGCAGCCAAAGAAAAAAAAGAGAUAAAUCAAGGAGGAGCUGGCCACAAAUACAAUUCACACUUGCAGCUCUUGGCCGCAGGGUAAGGGCAGAACAGUUCUUGGCAGAGCAGAAUCAAGAUACCAGCUGGCCGGAAGGGAAUAAACGCAGGACAAAAUCCGCAACUAAUUCAUCUUUCGAUCUUAGUUGUUAAGAUUUUGUAUUAAAAUUCUUCUUUAAUUUCAUGAAUGAUUGCUCCAGUCCAGGGCCGGCCCAGGGAGUGUAUAGGCAGUCCAACCGCACAGUGCCCAAAAAAUGGAAGGCCCAAAAAAAUAAAUUAGUAGUAGUAUUACUACUAGUCAUCUACUCUGUAUUAGUCAGCCCAAUAGCCAAAGAAGGUGCGGGAGAGUGGGAGACGGGAGUCAAGGCGUGAAGCGAAGAGGCGAACUGGCAGUCUGGCAUUGCGAUCUGCGAAAGAGGAAGCGCAUAGGCCAAAGGGAAAUAUCGAGUGACUGAGUGAGACGAGCUGACGACUCUCCAUCUCCAGGCUCCGCUCCAGCCUCCAGCCACCCCGAUUUCUUCACUUCUUCCCAUCGGCAAUCGACAUCCAAUCAUCCAGGACGGCAGGACUCCAUUAUUUUAGGUUAAUUUGGAAAAGAGAGAUAGCAUAGCUCAAACCCUGCGCGUUCCUGGCCUUGGGGAGUAGGGGAUACUUCAAAAAAUCGCAGAGCUCUUGCGCACGCCUCCUCCGAGUUCCAAACCCUGCGUUCCACCAGCGGCGUUGAGUUCCACAAGCCGCCUCCGACAUCUUGCCACCUUUUCCACCUUCCAGCCGCCUCCUCCUCCCUCUCAGCAGCGCACGGAACAGCAACGCCGCAGGACGCCGCACUCCGCCGCACUCCGCCGCCGCACUCCGCCGCCGCACUCCGCCGCCGCACUCCGCCGCCGCACUCCGCCGCCCCCUCCCAGUACAAUGCUGUAAAAAAGCCUCCUCCUCCGCCAUAUUUUCUUAAUAGAGUUAAAUAUAUAUAGGAAGAGGUGACACCACGCCGGCCGUUCGUAUAGUGUCCUGAGUGAAUAGAAUAGCUUAAAGAGUUAGCGGGUGCUGUUGAGUGCUGCCUUCAUAAGGAGGAGAGUCAAAUGUCUUUCUGGGGAAUUGAAGUUAAACCUGCAAAAUCGGUCACUCAUGUGUUUGAUCAGACAAGAGGAAGGCUUCGGAUUUCUCAAGCAACAUUGGGUAUUGGCAGUGCAAACACAAAGAGCUUAGUUCAGUGCAAGGUGGGAAAUAAACCUCCACAUUUUCUGUGCGCAUUGUUGCCUGAAAGGACAGAGUCUUGCCAUUUGGAUUUGGAAUUUGAGGAAGCAGAGAAUGUGGUCUUUUCUGUUGUUGGAUCAAGAAGUAUACAUCUAACUGGUUACUAUGUGGGUAAGAGUUCCAGUGCACAUUUAGGAGGAGGAGGCAGUGAUACAGAGUCAUAUGGAGAGGAUGUUGGCCACACCGACACAGAUGUGUCCAAUGAGUGUAGUGAUGAAGAUGAAUAUGAGGACAGCUUUAUUGAUGAUGGAGAGCCAGAGGUUCUCCCUUCACCCAUUUCUAGUGAUGAAAAUGUAGCAGCUGAAGGAAGCAAGAAAGGGAACCGAUGGUUUAGGAAGAAACACCAAGUAAUUGACUCUGAUGAUGAUGAAAACACUCCUGAAAAUGAAGCAUCUCCAAAGAAAUUAUCAUCACAAAGUGGAGAAGAUAGUGGCAAGGUGACAGUUCAAGCAGAAAAUGGUGUAGGGGGUACUGAGGAAAAUGUUGAUAUUAGUGAUGCUGAAACCGCAAAGAGCGAAAAGCCUAGCAAGAAACGGAAAAACAAGUCUGAUAAUGCAAAAUCUAUUGAAGUUCCUGUAGAGGUUAAACCCCUUGCUGAAGAGGGAUCUGCGAACAGCCAGAAAUUAAAGAAGAGGAGAAAAGGUAACAAGGGAGAGAAAGUGGAUGAAUGCAAAGAUUCAAGUCCUAUCAAUACUCAUGAAAAGGUCAAGCAAAAUCUCGAGGCCACUAAUACCGUCAAGGAUUUGAUUGAAACUGCUGAUGAAAAUCAAUUGCAAACUAGUGCUCAAAAUGAUGAAGCUAAUUGUGGUGUAGCUAAUGGACAACAUGUGAAGAAACAUGAAAAAAAGAAGAAUAAGAAUACCAAAGUUGUGGAUGAAGGAGCCAACAAUGGUCUGAGUGUGGAGUCCUACGGAAUCAGGACUUUGUCAAAUGGAUUGACUACUGAAGACCUUGCAAUUGGAGAAGCUGAUGGAAAAGUUGCUACUCCAGGGAAAAAGGUGAAGAUUUACUAUACUGGCAUCCUGAAAGAGAACAAGCAGGUUUUUGACUCCAAUAUUGGUGAAACUCCUUACAAAUUCCGCCUAGGUGACAAACGCAUUAUUGACGGGUGGAACAUUGGUCUAGAAGGUAUGCGUGUUGGUGGCAAAAGGAGACUUAUCAUCCCUCCAUCAAUGGGCUAUGGCAGCCAGGGAGGUGGAGAGAACAUACCACCAAACUCAUGGUUGAUUUAUGAAGUUGAAUUGGUUGGAGUCCAUAAAUGAGUUUUUAUUUUAUUUUGCGUUAAUGUUGAAGAUACUUUUUUGAACUUGAAACCCUUGAGAAAGUCUGUCCUUAAAAACAAUAUAUAUAUAUAUAUAUAUAUAUAUAUAGAGAGAGAGAGAGAGAGAGAGAGAGAGAGGAGUAUUCAUGUGCGUCCGACAACUUUUAGCCGCCUUCCCGGUGGAAUUUUUUGAUGAAAUUUUUAUGGCAUGUUCUUCAUCAAGUCUAGUUUAUCCACAAAAAAAUCCAACUAAAAACACAAUCCGGAAGGUCGUCAAAUGAUUUUUGGAAGUUAACUGCAUUUUAUAUGUAUUUUUUAGCGCAGUUAACUUCCAAAAAUCAUUUGACGACCUUCCAGAUUGAUUUUUUAGCUGAUUGUUUUGGAUAAACUAGACUUGAUGAAGAACAUGCCAUAAAAAUUUCAUCAAAAAAUUUCACCGAGAAGGCGGCCAAAAGCCGUCGGCCAGACGGCGGUUCUCGUGCGGACGGACGCACCAGAAUGGGACUCUCUCUCUCUCUCUCUAUAUAUAUAUAUAUAUAUAUAUAUAUAUAGGAAGAGGUAAGGAUAGUAAGCAAUAUGUUAUGAGCAGACCAUUCUUUUAAAAGAAGAGCAUUGCCGCAUGUCAGAGAUUGUUUUAUUCUUUUUUUAAGCGAAUGAAUGAAUGCAUUAAAGAUCAAUCAUCCCUAACCAAUAUACCAAGAACUCGCUUGACAAUCAAAUUGCUUUCCUUCUCAACCUCUCUCAUCUAUAUUUCAAGUUCAACCACUACAUAAUCUCACCAAAGAGUUUUGGGAAGAGGAGCAAAUUUACGUCCCCUAUCCUCAAGAACAGUCAGGUAAUACCUCCUGGCUCUAUGUACCUUCAAUUUAAUAGACGGUAACUUCCAAAUUUAAUCAUCUUUAAUCAUCCUCCCCCCUACUUUCUCUCCUUACCAUAUUCCAACUUCAAAAGUACGCAUACAGAUAAAGAUUUAAGCAUUGAAAUAAAGGGGUAUGUACAAGUGUCAAGUGAUAGUAUAUUCUCUAGGCUGUUCUUCCAGGGAUUUCAUUCCUCGCAGUCAAAGUCUUGAAUGAAUUGUUCUGAACAGUAAUUUGGAAAUUUAGAAAAUGAAGUGAAGUUCAAUGAGACAACAUUUUGUUAGUAUUACGGAGAACUUUUAUUGAAGUGUUAUUCUGUUAAACUAACAUACUGCUGAUCAGUCAAACUGUAGCAUAAUACUUUAAAGGAAAAUUGAGAAACAGAAAAUCAAAGAUAAUAUGUUGCUAGUAUUUGAUCCAAGUGAGUUGCGCGAGACACAUCCACCAAUACUAAUUUUACUGUGAGAAGCCAAAUAAUGUGUUAGAAUACUGAAUGAAAAAGAAAGAAAGUUGAGUCUAGAAUAGCUUUUUCUUCAGUUGAUCUGUACUCUGUUUAUGGAUACAUGAGUUUUGGCUACCAAUGUCAGGGUUAGCUUUUUCUAACCAAUUGCAGCAGUUUGUCCUGUGAUAAUCAUAAUAGUUCUUAUUAAUCAAGAGAACUGAAAACUUUCUAUGUUGACUCCUGGUAGAUGAUUCCUAUAAGAAAAUCCAAAUAACUAAGCUGCUGAAAAACUGUUACUUAUAUUAGGGGCUUGCCUCGGGUUUACCAAUUGUGUAGCUCUGCAAUUUCAUAUAUUCAGGAAAAAUAUUACCUACAAACAAAUCCAUACUAUUGAAGAUUUAAUUCUGUAGUGGAUAUACAACAAAAUUAGGAUUUGGAUUUCCUUACUGCUUUGGAAAAGUUAAAAAAUUGAAUCUGGAUUCAAUUUGUCUAACUAAAUUGUAAUGGUGUGUCCUGUGAUUAUCAAAAUAGUUCGUAUUCAUUAACAGAUGUGAAAACAUUCUAUGUUAAACAGAGAUAUGAGCAUGAUGAGUAUAUAUUUUUCAAGUAAUUAAUUGGAAAUCAUAGCUAGUACGAGUCGACUUGUUGCUUGUCCGCUCCUGCCCAGUUUUCAAAGGUUAUGUCUCUUGCAAUGAAACCAUUUCCAGUCGCAGCUGUUAAUCCACAAAAAACAGCAUGAUUAAUAAAUAAUUCUUUCUAUACCAAAAAAAUAUUUUUGGUAUAGUGAUUGAUUAGUUAAAAUGUUUAGAAUUGCUCAAUUUUAGAUAGGAUCAAAACAUAGACAUAUACUACUAACAUGUUUUAUUGCAAAUUUGGUCUAUUUUAUUGAAACUGAAUUGAAAAGUUUUGAUUUAAUUUAGUCUAUUUAAAUCAUGUUUAUCUAUCUGAUAUGAAGUGGUCUGCAAAUAUUUAACCUCUACUUUACUAUUGUAAAAAUCUAGUUUAAUCUAUUUAAGUCUCGAUAGAUUUAAUUUGAUAUUUAAUUAUAUUCCUCUGUCCCUUAAAACUUGGCCAAGUUUAACCGAUAUCAGGAUUAAUAAAGUAAAAACUGUAUGAUUAAAUUUUACGAGAGAGGAUUAAUUAGAAUUAUAAAUUUAUUACGGAUGGAACAAUAAUCUUUUCAACUGUGAAACUGUGAAAGGUUUGAUGACUUUGAACUUUGAAUACUUCGUGCCAAUUAUCUGAAACACGUGGGUUGCCUGUGAUUAUACAAAAGCUGACAGCACAUGUAAUUACAAAAACUGAUCGACACUAUGAUAAUAAAAAACGACUCUCUUUGUGCAAAUUGACUAAUACGAUGUUACAAAAAUUUUAUGUUUUAUUUGUGAAGAUGAGUCGAAGCGGGAUGUACGAUAAACGGAACACAUUGGAAUUUAUGAAUGAGGUGGCUGAGUUUCGUAAACGUUGUUAAGAAUAUAAAUGACUCUCUUAAAAGAACACUGUUUUAUCCACGGUGGCAUGUCGUUUUAGAGAUUUUUAGGCGAAGUUAGUUUCAGGAUGGAUCACUUGUGUUUGAACGAGUAUGUGGGUGCCACACUUCCUGUUCCCAUUGUGAAUCUUUUUACCAUAGGCGAUGCCCAAGGUAGUUUUAUUUAAUGACCGGUUGAUUGGGUGAAAUUUGUAAGUGAGGUAAUUAUAUGAAAGUAUAUAUAUUUAAGUAUGUGUGUGUGUGUAUAAGUGUCUUUACUUAUGAGUUUCUUCACAUAUCCAAUGUAUUUAUGUGAUAUUUAUUUAUUAGUUAGAAGUGAUAUGUAGGUCACUAGUAAUAAACCAUCAAAGGGCAAGAAGAAAUUGGAUAUCCGUAAAAAACCGGUCAAAUGAUAUCUAGUGUCUGAUGGUGUGUUGUUGUCACUCAGUAAAGAUUGCAAGUGGUUGCACUCGAUUAUAGCAUCUCGGACUAGCGAUGAUCCCUUUAUAAUUACUUUAGAUGCUCGCGUGUUCCAUUAUAAAUCAAGUGAUGGUGAUGUGUAUCUUAACAACGAGGACAUCUCUCAGUUUCUGUCCGGUGCAAUGCUUAAUAUAUCCAUUAUUCAAGUAUUCAUCAAAGCAAUGCAUGCGUAUACCGAGGGUUUGAAUACCCAGAACCCAGAAGAUGGGAAUCUUGGAUGAAUGUGUCCUGAUGCAAUUUGUGCAACUUCAUGUGACCAUAACCCAGAAGAUGUGAGAGAGUACAUAUGCCGAGCCAUCAUUGAAUCUCGCAAUUCUGGCAUAGAUAUUAUUCUUUCUCCUUAUUACGAAAAGUAUGCAUUCAUACCUACUUAUAUUAAUUUCAUUUAUCAUAGUUAUUUACAUUAACGAUAUAUAUAUUUAUGUUUAUGUGUUUAUUACAUAAUGUGCAUCGCAAAUUACUCGUGUAGUUAUCAUUGGGUAUUGCUUGUGGUAUGGGUCUCACGUGGCAUGAUCUUUAUGUAUGAUUCGUUUCGCACUAGCCCGAUGCGCCACUUAUUAAUCAUGUCAUUGUUUAGCAGGUUAGGUUAUUGUUUAGAUACG
Cuscuta europaea is the source of this 6626-nucleotide messenger RNA. NCBI's taxonomy places the organism in Eukaryota, Viridiplantae, Streptophyta, Magnoliopsida, Solanales, Convolvulaceae. The record is from the annotation of a GenBank genome assembly.